AUGAUGAAACUUCACCCCGGUUGGCACACGGGUCUCGAUGGCUACUUUAUGAUGUACCUGACGAAAUGGAAGCGGGCAGCUGUGCUCUUAUUGUUCAUCUGGAUAGCUGUCACAUAUCUAGUCAUAUCGCCUCUAAGAUGCGACAGCAGUUCAGAGGAAUCGAUUGAUUUCCAGGAGAGAUUGAAGACGGCGUCUCUACAGCUGGAACUUCUAAAACAACAGCACAGUAACUUGAUAUCACAAAUAAAGAAAUCUUCAGGAUUGAAAGUUAAUCUAAACGAAAUAGAUGCAGCCGAGUUCCACAACGGCGGCGGGCCGUCCGAGGAGUACGAGAAUCUCAGGAGGAGAAUAUACUCUAAUACAAAGGAAAUAUGGUACUUUAUCAAUCACGAGCUGACGAAGCUCGUCAAAGACGACGUCCAGCCGGAUAAGGUGCAAGCGAUUCUGGACCAAGUUGCUGAUAGAAAAAGAUCACUGCUAUCAGAUCAAGAGAAACUCCAAAAAUUCGAUGGUUACGAGGAUUGGAGGCGGUCUGAGGCGAGUGAGGUCAGUGACCUUAUUCAGAAGAGGCUGAAAUACCUACAGAACCCACCAGACUGUAGGGACGCUAGGAAGGUCAUAUGCAACUUGAAUAAGGGUUGUGGUUUUGGCUGUCAGCUUCAUCACAUAGUGUACUGCCUGAUCUUCGCGUACGCUACUGAGAGGACCCUCAUAUUAAAUUCUAAGGGUUGGAGGUAUAAUAACAAGGGUUGGGAGUACGUGUUCCACCCUAUAUCAGAAACUUGCACCACCGCUUAUGAUGACAAGGUGGUGCCCUGGCCAGGUUCGAUCCUUACAGCGUCGUACGACGCGAAGGUGGUGUCUCUACCAUUCAUCGAUUCUAUAUCACAGAAGCCCAAGUUCCUACCACUUGCUAUACCUUCCGACCUCGCUCACAGGAUAGUCCGUUUCAACGGUGACCCGUCGUCGUGGUGGAUCGGUCAGAUGCUCAAGUACGUGUUGAAGCCUCGCGCCGCCAUGCAGAAAGCCAUCAACGAAACAAUAGCUAAGAUGAACUUCAAGAAUCCCAUAGUCGGAGUACAUAUUCGUCGCACAGACAAAGUGGGUACAGAGGCAGCCUUCCACCACAUAGACGAGUACAUGGUACAUGUGAAGGAAUACUACAGAACCUUGGAAAUGACUACUCAUGUGGACAAGAAGAGGGUCUAUCUGGCUACGGAUGACGCUAAUGUAUUGCAAGACGCGAGGAACAAAUACAAGGAGUACGAAUUCCUUGGGGAUCCUUCUAUAGCGAAGACAGCGGCCACUCAUCGUAGAUAUACGCCUUUAUCACUCACCGGCCUAUUAGUAGAUUUACAUAUGCUAGCCAUGUGUGACUAUAUAGUGUGCACAUUUAGUAGUCAGGUGGGUCGCGUAGCUUACGAGAUGAUGCAGGCCAAUCGACCUGAUGCAUCAGAUAGUUUCCACUCGCUGGACGACAUAUACUACUUCGGCGGACAGAACGCUCACGACAGGAGGGCGCUCAUGAAUCACGAGGCUGGGGGGCAGGAGAUAAGCUUUCAGGCUGGUGACUUGAUCGGUAUCGCCGGCAACCAUUGGAACGGCUUCGGUAGGGGGACAAACAAACGGACUAAUUUGAACGGCCUCAUACCAUGGUAUAAGACAGCGGACCACCUCGUCCUGUAUCCAUUCCCCGAAUACAAACACAUACAAACGGACACGCGACAGAAAGACUUAUAA
Messenger RNA from Danaus chrysippus (African queen), 1740 nucleotides. Lineage: Eukaryota; Metazoa; Arthropoda; Insecta; Lepidoptera; Nymphalidae. The record is from the annotation of a GenBank genome assembly.